Brassicogethes aeneus is the source of this 873-nucleotide messenger RNA. NCBI's taxonomy places the organism in Eukaryota, Metazoa, Arthropoda, Insecta, Coleoptera, Nitidulidae. The record is from the annotation of a GenBank genome assembly.
GUUUAGUGGUGUUAGGUUAAGAUGGGUGUGGUAAAAUUUUUAAUCGUUACCAUAUUUUUGUGCAGUUUUGUGAAUGCAAAGCCAAAAUUACCUUCUUUUUUGAAGGUUUGUCAUAGGAAUGAUCCAAAACUGAAGGAAUGCAUAAAGGAUUCGGUGGAAAGGCUGAGGCCUUUCUUGGCAAAGGGUAUACCCGAGUUUGAUAUUCCCAGUUGCGAGCCAUUGCUCAUUCCAGAGGUUUCUAUCGAUCAGGGAACUGGUUCAGUAGCUGUACAGUCGAACUAUAGGGAUAUCAAGAUAUACGGGCCUUCGAAAUUUACCAUAAAAAAUGUCAAAAUUGAUUUAGACAAAAACAAGGUAAGAAUCAAAUUAUGGAUUCCACAUCUGGAAAUCUCCAGUGUUUACACAAUGAGUGGCAAAAUACUGAUGAUGCCCAUUCAAGGAACAGGGGCGUGUACUGGAAACUAUAGUAAGGCGAUUUUUUUUUUUUUUUUUGGAAAAACUGUUCACUUUUUUUUAGCUAACAUCGACGCCACUGUUUCCAUGGACGGGGAAAAAGUAAAGAAAGGCGACGAGUUGUACUUUAACGUUAAAGAUUUUUUGGUUGAUUUUAACGUGGGGCAUGCGCAGAUUCGUUUGGACGACCUAUUUAAUGGAGACAAAGAAUUAGGUGAAGCAAUGAAUUUGUUUCUGAAUGACAAUUGGAAACACGUCGCCUCUGAAAUUAAACCAGUCAUGGAGGACACGAUUGCAAGCAUCUUUAAAAAGUUUUCAAAUAAAAUUUUCCACAAGUACCCAAUCGACGCUAUUUUACCGGAAUAGUUCUAAUUUUGAAAUGUCUAUGAUUUUUCGUACAUUUGUAAUAAAACAAUCAAC